GCCCGGAGUCGCAGAGAUAGAACCUCGUCGCUGAUGCCCCGGUCGGUCCCCUGGCAAAACCCAGUCUACCGUGACAGACGCUCCGUCGCAUCACACGACGCGGAAUACGCGCUACGUGACACUACAGUAACGUCUCCGCCACUUCAGAACUUCAGAUCCACGCCGCACCGCAGUAGCGACACGGCGCCGGAGCGUGUAUCUGCCAGUUCCGAUAUUCCCGAUCCUGUCGUGUUCAAACCGGCUUAGCGCGGGAGCGCUUCUAUUUUCUAUUUGUCGCGUCGACCGCCCGUGCGUCGCAACUGGCGCCUACACGUGUUUACCGGCUGGACAGGUGGGUGCUCUUCCGCUUUAUGCACCGAAAGAUGGAGGAAUGAUUCGGAACCGUGCAAAAUGGAUCCCGACUGGAACACGUCAUAUGUUUUCGGUAUCGACAACGAGACUGGAUGGGGAGGCAGAUACUUUUUUACAUACUACUCAGAGCUGGGUGAUAAGCCCUAUGCACAGACGAUUUUGGAAGUCGCUAUGUUUUCGAUUAUCUUCUUCGUAUCGUUGGUUGCCAAUCUCUCCAUCAUCGUUUGCGUUUCCAGGUAUCCAGACAUGAGAACAGUCACAAACUGCUUCGUACUGAACCUUGCAGUAGCUGAUAUUCUGUUUACCCUGACGAUUCCGGUAGUUGCUUACACUAGGCUAGCAGUAACAUGGGACUUUGGCGAUGCAGCUUGCAGGAUAGUCCCAUAUGUACAGUUUGUGUCAGGCAUAGUCCUUCUUUGGACAUUGGCCCUGAUCAGCAUUGACCGACACCGUUGCAUCGUCGUUCCACCAUAUAGGUCCAACAUAAGUCCAUGUCAAGCCGCCCUUGCAUCCCUCAUCAUAUGGUCCUCUACAUCCCUGAUUUUCGUACCUGUCACGUUGUGGUUUCGGGUGAUAGUAGCUGAAGGAGAUCCUCCAAUCACUGUGUGUACGAUGAUUUUUCCAAAGAGCGCAUCUGUCAACUACUCAUUAUGCUUCGUGGUACCUGUGAUACUAUUCGCCUGUUUGCUACCGAUGGCUCUCCUUGUCUACCACUAUCAGAAGAUAUUCCAGAAGAUUCUAUCGACGAAAAGCGCUUGGGCGUCAUCUUGUGUCAUGAUCAGUGCCGCCGAUAUGAAAGGAUGUAAUAGGGCACAGAUCAGAAGACAGAGUGAAUUAAGCAUUUCUGAUAUAUUCGUACCAUGGCCGAGAAGGUUCUCAACCCAACUACAAACAACUACUCAUCCAACAAAUCCGACUUGCAUCAACAAUACUACAGCAGGAAGGCACGGGUCUCUCAGCCAUCACGAAGAAAUUAGACUACACAAACAUAUUAAGGUAGUUCGUGUGCUAUUCCUCAACGUACUAGUAGUACUGGUGAUGUGGCUGCCUAUCACUGUCAUUAUGUUACUGAUCUACAUUGAUGGUAGGAGGGACAACGACGACAAGCAAUACUUCCUAAGGUCGCACCAUUUUGUAGCAGCGUUAAGCAUAGCGUUGCUGAAUACUGUCGUUAAUCCACUUUUGUAUGGAGUGUUUUCAGACGGCUUCAGAUCAUGUCUAACGAAAAUGUGGUGCUGCGAUAACGAAAACGAUAUCGAAAUUACGCAAGAAACUGCAACUCCAUCCAGUGGAAAAUUGAACUGCAUUAAUAAGAAUAUGAGAAGGCACAGCUUAGUAAAUUCAUCUAGCGAAAGAAGUGACUGCAAAAACUUUGCUGUAUGAACAAAAUGUUUCCGUCAAUUCUAAUCAUUCAUUGAUAUUAGUAUUUUCAGAGAUGUAGAACUUAUCACAAGAAUGUCAAUUUGCCAUUGAGAUAGUUAUACUGUAUUUGAUCUGGCUAAAAUUUUUGGUUUAUAUGUUUAUAUGUAGCGUAAACAUUGAUGUUAAUGUUUUCGAUUAUACAGACUGUAUAUUACGUUAUGUUCUCCUAUAAGUCUAAGUCAAUACAGGAAUGAUUACUUCAGCACUUUCGCUAAGCUACUAUGAUGAAUGUAACUCCUGAAACUUAUCCUGUGGUGUUCAUGAUGAUAUCCUCCAUGUUUGUCUGGCCGCUUAAUGAAAAAACCAUAUAUGUUUGAAGUACUGUUUACUGACACGACGUUUCAGCCACCAUGGUGGACAAUAUAUAGAAUAAUAUAUUGUCACCAGAAUUGGCAUUUGUACUUGAAAAAGGCCACCAAGGUGGCCGAAAUAACGUGACUGCGAACAUAUGAGGUUUCAAUUAGCGACUAGACGAACAUGUAGGAUUAUUACUUAUGAUAAUCUCGUUUCUAUUGGACUGAUUCUGUUCAUCAUCAGAUGAACUGAACUAUUGGUUAUGUAAUAAAAAGAAUUGUUCUUUUAUAAAUAAAUAUCGU
Molecule: messenger RNA, 2369 nt
Organism: Acanthoscelides obtectus
Lineage: Eukaryota; Metazoa; Arthropoda; Insecta; Coleoptera; Chrysomelidae
Source: the annotation of a GenBank genome assembly